AGUCUUUGGUUGUCAAAACAAUUGGUUAUUUACAUGGUUAUUUAUAAUUACAGUAAAGUAAUAUUUUUUUACUUACUUUCUGUUUUCUGUAUUAUUUAGUGAUUCUCUGCUGUAAUUGCUAUGGUAUGAUAUGUAGUAUUGCCUUAGUUACAACCUGCUUAAAGUAAUGGAGCGAAGAGAAAGGCAGAGAUGUGUUUACGUUUCUGCUAGUCAAAAGAAAAAACUUAUCGAAUCAAUCACAAAACACCCUGAGCUGAUAUCUUGCAAAGUAUCUAAUUUUAAUUAUAAAGACACACAAAAUAUUUGGCGAAUCAUAGCUAACGAAUGCAAUGCCAUACCCGGGGCAAAGAAAACUUGGAGGCAAUGGAGAAAAACAUGGUAUGAUCUACGUUGCAAUACUAAAAGGAGGCAUGCUGAAAGUAAUGGAGAGGUUACUACAUCUAAUAAUUUCCUAACCCAGGCUGAACAAGAGGCGUUAGGCAUUAAAAGAGUAGCGGAGAUUCCAAUAGAAGAUAUGCAUGAAGAGAACUUAAGUGAUUUAUCAGCUGCAAUGAGUGAACCUGAAUCAUUGCCAGAACAAAAAGUUGCAAUCUCCUCGGUGGAUCUAGACUUUCCUAAACAUUCCUCAAGAAGUUCAGGCAGCUGUAACUUAAGCUGUGAUUUAUUAGCUGCACAGGAACGGAGAAAAUUAGAAAUAAAAGAGGAUUAUUUGAAUUUUAAAAAGGACUAUUUAAAACAGAAGCUUAUAUUAAUGAAAGAACAAAAUGAUGCACUUAAAAGUAUAGCUAAAGAACUAACAAACAUGAAAUGAAAGUUUUCUAAAUUGAAUCUAACACACAAAAUAUAUCUCAAAUGUUGUGCAAACCAUAGCCUACUCUCUUCUAUUCCUAUGUCCCCAAAGUGGGGCAGAGGGCGUCCCCAGUAUGCCGCCAGCUCGCUCUGUCUUGGGCUCUGCGUUGUAUCUCGGGCCAUGACAGUCCGAUUACCUACUAUAGCCUUCUACUAAAUCACUAAAAUUGUUAGCGAUAUCACUCUUUUUGAGAUGAUGGCUGUUGUUUUGCCUUAUCAAGAUCAAAACAAUAGAUAUAUCUAUUAUACUUCUUACUUUUUAAAACAGGCAGUUUACCUUAUUGGUUAUCUUUAUUCAAAACUUAUCAUUUCAGUUCUGAUGGUUUGAUAUCUUCUGUACAAGAUUACAGUAAUCUCAAUGUUGAUAAAACUUAUCGUUACUUAGUACAAUGCUUUUAAAUAAUAAUUAUGGAUUGAAAUUUUGACAUAUACUAUGUAUGUGACAAUGGAACAGAUCUUAAUUAAAGU
Messenger RNA from Papilio polytes (common Mormon), 1317 nucleotides. RefSeq lists its product as uncharacterized. Bases 167 to 811 code for a protein of 214 amino acids. The record is from RefSeq and is a predicted model, not a curated record. NCBI's taxonomy places the organism in Eukaryota, Metazoa, Arthropoda, Insecta, Lepidoptera, Papilionidae. The transcript has 2 exons.